AUGGCGGCGGAAGGGGUACUCGCGGGAGAGCGGGUGAGUGGAGGGAUUGAGGGGUUGCAGGUCUGCGCAGAGAGGGUGGGGCAGGUAGGAGCAGAAGAAGAUGGAGGGCAGGAGAGGGGAGAUGAGGAUAAUGUGGCGUCGGAGCAGAAUGGCACGGGCAGGGAGCGCGGGUUUCCUUCGGAAGAAGACGAAGAGGGAGAAGAUUAUGAGGGGGAGGAGGAUGAGCCAGAAGAAGGAGAGGAGGAGGAAGAAGAAGAAGGAGUGGAGGAAGACAGAGAAGGGCGGUGUCCAUUGACGCCGUCCUCGGAGCCUCUAGUGCCGCCAUCGUCUCACUCAAAUUUAACUCCGCCAUCUGAUCCCACCCCUUCAGAAUUUGUAAAUGGUGGGUACUACGAGGAGGAAGAGGAUGAAGAUGACGAAGAUGAGGGCAAUGAAGAUGAGGAUGACGAUGAUUCAGAGGCUAAUGCCCAGCCUCCUCUGAAAAAACAGAAAACCCUCACUUGCCUCACAACCCCUUCCUCCCCAUCCCCUGCAACUCCUGCAACUAACCUCUCUGCUACGACGGAAAAUUUGCUGCCACCAGCUGGCUCCUCCGCUGCAGCAUUGGAUGCAUCAGCUGCUUCCACCACUGCGUCUAAGAAACCCAAGAAGAAGAGCAGCAAUGUCUGGAGGAAAUCCGCAUCUCGCAAGGGGAAGAAAAAGGGAAAAUCAGGGGGGUCCAAUAAUUUCGCCCCUCCUGAGGACAAAGUGCUCAUCACGCCGAUUCCCCGGUUCCCCGACAAGUCCGAUGAUUCUCCUGAUGCAACCAUCAGCCUGUCGAAGGUAUACAAGGCUGAGAAAGUGGAGCUCAGUGAGGAUCGCCUCACAGCAGGAAGCACCAAAGGUUAUCGCAUGGUCAGGGCCACACGGGGCGUUGUGGAGGGCGCAUGGUACUUUGAAAUCAAAAUUGUUCGGCUUGGAGACACAGGGCAUACAAGGCUGGGCUGGACGACGGAGAAGGGUGACCUCCAAGCACCUGUUGGGUAUGAUGGCAACAGUUUUGGUUACCGGGAUAUUGAUGGUACCAAAAUCCACAGAGCCCUGAGGGAGAAAUAUGGGGAUGAGGGAUAUGCAGAGGGUGAUGUUAUUGGCUUCUACAUCAACCUUCCAGAUGGGGAAUCAUAUGCUCCCAGGCCUCCACACCUUGUCUGGUACAAGGGGCAGAGGUACAUGUACUCAGCAGAUGGUAAAGAUGAGCCUCCCAAAGAGAUACCCGGUGAGCGAAAAAUUCCUGGGAUAUUGCUGCUGACUUUCCUUUUCCUUUAUCUCUUCAUCUGGCUGUUAUGUAGUUGACUGCUUUUCCUUCUGGCGUUGAUUCUGUUUUUUUGAUCUUUUUAUGAAAUUCUUUUCAUUUGCCAAGACGGAUGUGCAAGCAAUCAGAUUAGACAGGACCCUUGGUUGGAAAAGAAAAACGUGUCCUCUAGAGAUGAGUACAAACCUUGCAGGCCGUAGAUUCUCAGAAUUUGUAGCUACGUGAGGUCGACUGUCUUCGGAGGGUACCACGGGUUUAGUCUUGGUGAACAUUGGAGUGUAAGUGGGGAAGCCUGCAGAUUUAUAAAAUCAGUGCAUGUGUCAGGCUGUUGUAUGGUUAUGCUGAUGUAUAGCAGACCAUUAUCUUUCUAUUUGCCAUCAUCCCUAGCUUAAUGCAUGUGCUAGUUUAGGUUUCUGUAGUUGGUUCCCAGCUCCUCAAUACUGACCUUCUUGAGCCAACGUUGAUAUUUCAGUUUGUUAUGACUAAGUAGAACUUUCCGGUCUUAGAAGGACCAACUUUCUAGGGUCAAUAUUGCCUUUUCUGUUUAUUUUUGGAAUAUAGAGGAAAUGGGUGUUUACAAUUGGGCUUUCCUAUUUCAGUUUUUUGGAUUGCUGUUGAAAAGAUGCGCUGUUCUUGAUUUGUGUACGUUUUUGAAAAAAAAGGGUAUGUUGUGCUAGAUAUUUUAUUCAGAUGUGGUUGAAUCUAGAAAGUAGAAGAUAGUUGCGAACCAUCGAGUUCAGUUGAGAACCAGUUGAUCAUGACUGGGACUGGUGGUGUGAUGCCUCAGUAGUUCCUAACGAGGACUGAAGACUUAUCGAGGAAUCCUUUGAGAUGGCGUUUGAUGAUAACAGGAAAUAUAUGAAAAAGUAGGGGAGGAGAAAGAAAUGGCGAAGCUUGAUGUGUAUAGCGAAGCUCCCCACGUUGAGAAUAAUUUGGGCACCUAAAGUUUUACCAUGAUCAAUGCGAGUUAAAUGUAUGGAAGUGGAUCGCUGAGGGAAAUUUCGUGGUGAAAUCUUUUGAUGAAUUUUUUAGGAUCUGAAUAAAGAAUGUGGUGAAAGAAUUUUGCAAUGGAAAAAGGUUCAUUUUACGAAAGAAAACAGGCCUACAAGAUAUUGCUUUUACGUCAAAGAGUCAUUAAAUUCACCAAGGUUACUGAACACAGUUGUAAAUCUGCGAUGGUCUAGGAUUAAGUCCAUUCAUCUGGUGGUUUAGUGGCUGGGACCUCAAUUUCCUGCAAACACGGAGAAGAAAAAUGAGUGGCUUGCGCUAGACGUUCUGAACCAUGAGGAAUUCAAUAAGACUCGAAGAUUCAUGUAUAUGUACGUUUAGAUAUAUAAGCAGCUUCUUGUUGAUAUCUUCUAGAACAGUGGGUUUGCUACCUGGUUUCUCUAAACCUGAUUGUGUCAUCAAUGUAAUUUUGUGAUCUGAGUACUCUCUAGAUCAGAAAACUAGUUCAUUAUAUGCUAGGCUUCCUUGGAUGAUAGAUUUGAGAAGAUCUGAUAGUCAUGAGUUCAGUAACCACUCUGGCAUGGUUUUAUUUGAAUUUUAUCACUACUGCAAUCUUCACCCACUUAGAAAACGAGGUGCAGGUGGUUUAACAUGUUAUAAUGUUGGGGAAAAGUUGUGAUCUAAAUGACUGACAAUGCUUUUCAGCAUGGGCUUGGUAAUCUAGCUGACCUGAAUCUGAGUUAAAUACAGUUUCUUUAUAGCUAAGAACUGAAGCAUUUGAACUAGAUGUAAGUGUUCAUUGACUUAAGGUUCUUUCCACGUAGUUUGGUGAUCCCUCCCUCUAGGCUGCCGCUCAUAGCAUACCUGCAUGUAAUGUUAAAAGCCAUAUGGCAGAAGUCAAUUAUGUACUGUUUUCCUCAUGAAAAUAAAGUGUAUAAUGCGUAGAGGGAAAUUGUGUUCAUGGUUGUCUUUCAAGAUCAAGAUGGUCUGUUACUAAACUCUUGUUUGAGAUCUUAGUGGCCAUUUGCGCAGAAGAAACAUCUCAUAAGGUGGUCAAAUCAUUUAUGUCACCAGGUACACUGUACUAGUUACAGCAUUGAGGGAGGAUUUUAUGGUUAAUACGGAGAAGAAAGUAGAAGUUGAUGACGAUACCCUCGGUCUUUCUGGUGUUCUCUAGGAUUAAGUGCUGCUGAUUUUUAUGAGAUCUGUAUCAAUAUUGGAUGAAUUACUGAAGCGUUUAAUUCAUUUAGGAGACGAUAAUGUGCCAAUAACACAAGAAAAUCACAUCAUUCUAGCUGGCAUAGGGCAAAAUAUGGGGGAAGGGUGAGAUUUGCAACUGGCCUUAGAAAUUAUCCUGAAAUUGUGGAUAUUAUCCAGAGAGACGCAUGACUCUGGGCCUACUUGAGGAUAAAUGUGUUGAGGAACCAAGGUCCAAUAAGAAAGCUUAACUACUGUAGAUGAAAAAGAUUUUUUAGGUGCCAUGCAUCACGUAAUAUGCAGCUAGUCCAUUCUUCUUGUAAUCCCAAUCUGAUGUCAACCUCUGUUUGUUGACGAAAUUAAAUCAUCAAUCAUCUGAAGGUAAGAAUCUUGGUGAUUAUUUAGUCCUUCACUAUUUCUGCUUUUAGCUUUGUUUCUUGACCACUAAUCAUAAUAACAUGAUUUUUUUUUCUUUAGCCAUAUAACUUGAGAUAUGCCAAUGAUGGCACAAACUAUUGAUGUAAGAGAGUCUUUUGCAGUAUAUAAUCAAAAUUCUCUGUAUCAAAAUGUGUGGGUUUACGUUUGUGUGGUUGUGAUUUCAUCAGAGCUCGUUCUUCUCCUCCUAUGCUGAAAUAUCCCCACUUUCUCUCCUGGCCAUUAUUAAACUAUGUUCAUUGAUUCAGGAAGCGAGAUUUCUUUCUUCAAGAAUGGGAUAUGCCAAGGAACUGCUUUCACUAAUCUCUUCGGCGGCCGCUAUUAUCCCGCUGCCUCUAUGUACACCCUCCCCAACCAGCCGAACUGCGAGGUGAGAUUCAACUUCGGACCCGAGUUUCAGUCUUUCCCCGAGGACUUUGGUGGACGGCCUGCCCCAAAGCCAAUGAUCGAGGCCCCCUAUCACGGAUAUGGCACCAAGGUCGAGGGCCCCAGCGGAAAUGAUGUCCCUGAGAAGCAAGUCAAUGGUGCCUCCUCCUAG
Molecule: messenger RNA, 4409 nt
Organism: Spirodela intermedia
Lineage: Eukaryota; Viridiplantae; Streptophyta; Magnoliopsida; Alismatales; Araceae
Source: the annotation of a GenBank genome assembly